UUUUACUGAAAUUUGAUUAAAUUCAAUUUGAAAUUGUUAAAUAUCAAUUCAAAAUUGCUUAACAAAAUUUAAAAUAUCAUUUGAUCGUUAAUCAAGUAGAUUUACUUGUAAACCUCUUUCUAAUCUUCCAUUUCCCAGUUUUCAUCCUAAAGUUUCCAUCUUUGAAAAAAAAAAUCUGAAAAUCUGGGCAAAAUUCUAGCAUAGAAAAAUGGGGUUGUUUGAUCUUGAGAAAAACUUUGCAUUUUAUGGCGCAUAUCACAGCAACCCAAUUAAUAUAUUGAUUCAUAUGUUAUUUGUUUGGCCUCUAUUCUUCACAGCCCUAAUGCUAUUUUACUAUGUACCCAUUUUUUAUUUACCUAAUUUUGCAUCAUUUUUCACUAUAAUUUAUGCUGUAUUUUAUGUGGGUUUGGAUAAAAAAGCUGGCUCUUUGGCUGCUCUUCUCUGCUUCCUCUGUUGGCUUGGAGCUUCUGCUUUUGCUAAAUAUCUUGGCUUUUCUUUGACUUGGAAGGUUGUUUUGGCAGCUCAGUUGUUUGGUUGGACUGCUCAGUUCCUCGGUCAUGGUGUAUUUGAGAAACGAGCACCUGCUCUUUUGGAUAAUCUCUUACAAGCCUUCUUGAUGGGUCCUUUUUUCGUGCUACUAGAGGCUCUUCAACAAUUCUUUGGAUAUGAACCAUAUCCGGGAUUUCAGGCAAAGGUGACUGAUAUGGUGGGAGCUGAAAUUAAAGCAUGGCAAGAGAAGAAACAGAAGAAAUCAUCCUAAAGCUCAUGAAUUCACAUUUAUCUCUUCACAUGAUGUUCAGCUAAUUGUCUUUAUACACUAGUAUAUACUCUUAACUGUAAGUAAAUAUAAAAUUCAGCUAGGAAAUUCAGAAUUGAACAAACGUAUGUGAAACAUGACAUGAAACACGAAUGUCUGCUGCAAUCAACAAAGAUGAUAAAAUUGUUACUGCUA
Molecule: messenger RNA, 952 nt
Organism: Chenopodium quinoa (quinoa)
Lineage: Eukaryota; Viridiplantae; Streptophyta; Magnoliopsida; Caryophyllales; Amaranthaceae
Exons: 4
Coding region: 209-760 (183 amino acids)
Biological process (GO): sphingoid catabolic process
Cellular component (GO): endoplasmic reticulum
Source: RefSeq, a predicted model, not a curated record